UGGUGCGAACCGCACACGAGUCUUAUUUUAUCGUUGCUUAGCUACAUUAACCUCCUCGUGCGUUGUUCUUGUCAUUUAACUGAUAUUUCCAGAGAUCCACACAGCGGAGAGCUUCUGUCAGAAAACACGAUCAAGAUGGUUUGCGCUGGAUUCACCUGCUCCAAGAAUUCCCUGUGCGCGCUCAACAUCCUCUAUGUUAUGGUGAGUUUACUGAUGAUUGGCAUCGCCGCCUGGGGGAAAUGCUUCGGGCUGGUGUCGAGCUUCCAGGUGGUGGGGGGCAUCAUCGGGGUGGGAGUCUUCCUCUUCUUUGUUGCCCUAGCUGGACUCAUUGGUGCCAUGAAGCACCACCAGGUUCUGCUGUUCUUUUACAUGAUCAUACUGUUCCUGGUGUUUGUAGUUCAGUUCUCUGUGUCGAGUGCGUGUCUGACUAUCAAUGAAGAGCAGCAGAAUAAUCUUUUAGAGGUGGGCUGGAAUAAUUCUCUGACCACCCAGAGAGACGUGGAGAAGAGUCUGAACUGCUGCGGUUUCUCACACAUGGUCGUCAAUGGAAGCUGCGCUGCUCCCUGCUUUCAUUACAGCACCUGCACCACCUGUGCAGCAAAGAUCCAGGAGCAUGCUGGGGAAGUGCUGAGAUUCGUGGGAGGGAUCGGACUCUUCUUCAGCUUCACUGAGAUCCUGGGUGUCUGGCUGACAUACAGGUACAGAAACCAAAAGGACCCGCGGGCGAACCCCAGCGCCUUCCUGUAACCCGUCCGGGUUCAAAUCUGACAUCCGAAUUCUCUCGAUCCGUCCUGAGCACUCGUCUGAACACUGGAAUUGGAGUUUUGUCUGAAGGGUGUGUGUAUGUGUUUUCCCUAAAGAGGAGACCAGCCUGUGUGUUUUUUGCUGCUAUAUAUACUAUGUGCUUGAUUUUUCAAGAAUACGGUGUGCAGACAAGCUUGUACUUGUGUUUAAGGAAUACCAGUAGGGCGUAAACGUAUGACACUAAUGGGCUAAACAACAUUGAUAUUUAUAUUUAGUUCUGUUUUAUUUGUGGUACAACAGGUGUACGCAUGUAAUGUUUUUGUUUGACUGAAAGUAUUUCUAUGUUCUGACUAUAUCGGAUUAUAAUCGUUACAGUUCUAAGACAUGAUUCUUAAAAAUGGACAAACUACUCAUUAGCAUGACUGAUAUACAAUAAAAUCACACUGAAUCACUGUUAUGCAAAAAAGUACAAUUAGCAUAAACCAUUUUAACAAAGCAUUUUAAAAUAUGUCAAAGUGACAGUCCACCCAAAAAAAAUUCAUUGUCAUUUAUUUGCACUCGUGUAUUUAAAUCUGUUUAUAACUUCGGUAUGUCCAUACAAUAGAAGUCAAUGGGGCCGAUUAAGUUUGGUAACCAACAUUCUUCAAAAUAUCUUCUUUUGUGUUCUGCCGAAGAAAUGAAGUCAAACAGGUUCAAAAUGACAUGAGGGUGAAUAAAUGGUGAAAGAAUUUUCAUUUUUGGGUGUAUCCCUUUAACAAUAUGUAACUAUCAACCAGUGAGAUGAUCAACCAGAGUGAUAAGAACAGAAUUGGCAUGAAAUAUUAAAGUGGUGGAUUUGUUUUCCUUGAGUUUUAAAUGUCACUGACACAUGUCACAUCCCACUUGUUUGUCUGCCUACUUCAUCUCUGUUUUGUGUGUGUUUUACUGGCUUUAGUUUGCGUUUUGUUUUGUCUUCUUGCAUGAUUUCGUCGCUGAAAUGUACAUCUAUAGUUCUGUGAACUAUGCUGUCAUUCAUCUGAAAAGAACUCAGAAAUAAAUACCCUGUAGGAA
Triplophysa dalaica is the source of this 1794-nucleotide messenger RNA. It is a transcript of the gene tspan13b, whose product is annotated as tetraspanin 13b. The record is from RefSeq and is a predicted model, not a curated record. The transcript has 6 exons. The coding region runs from base 136 to 747 and encodes 203 amino acids. Gene Ontology annotation, cellular component: membrane. NCBI's taxonomy places the organism in Eukaryota, Metazoa, Chordata, Actinopteri, Cypriniformes, Nemacheilidae.